CCUUUUCGUGAAGCUCCCAACAUAUUCUCUCCAUUUUGAUCCCAAAAGAAUGACUCACUCGUCUCUUCUUCUUCUUCUCUCCCAUAAACCUUAAAAACCAUUUCUACGAUCUGCUUCAUCUUCUUCUUCCUCCCCUCUAAUAGCUUAGGGUUUCCUCGUUUCUCCUCUACCCAAUCUCCAUGGCUGCGUUCAAUUUCUUCCUCUCUUCUUGAUUCUCUCCCUCAGGUAAGGGGAGAUUGAUAGUGUAGAUUCGUAGAUUUGUGUUUGUUUCAUCUACAUUGGGGAAAGAGAGAUAGAGAGAGGUUUGAGAGAAAGAUAUGCGUUGAAGUGUGUGUGGUGUGUUGGUGGAGGUAAGAACUAAGAAGAAAUGAAUGUGAGCCAUGCAUCGGUUCAUCCGGUGGAAGAUCCUCCAGCAGCUACUGAAGUUGAUAAUCCGCCGAGGGUGAGGAUGGAUGAUAUGGAAGGAAUGCCUGGGACUUUACUUGGACUUGCACUUCGUUUCUUCCAGUUCUUGUUUGCUGCUGCUGCUCUCUGUGUCAUGGCUACUACUAGUGAUUUCCCUUCCGUUACCGCCUUCUGCUACCUAGUUGCAGCUACUGGUCUGCAGAGCUUGUGGAGUCUUGCACUAGCCAUGGUUGACGUCUAUGCUAUAAUGGUCAAACGCUCACUACAGAACUGUCGUCUUGUGAGUUUGUUUGCAAUCGGUGAUGGGGUGACAUCAACGCUGACUUUUGCAGCGGCUUGUGCAUCAGCAGGCAUAACGGUUCUGAUAGACAACGAUCUAAAUAGCUGCGCACAGAACCAUUGUGUUCAGUUUGAAACAUCAACAGCAUUAGCCUUCAUAAGUUGGUUUGCUGCUUUGCCCUCUUUUCUCUUCAACUUCUGGUCUCUUGCAUCCCGUUGACAUGACACUGUUCCGCAAGAUGUGUUUUUCUUGGUGUGUUUUUCAGUGUAUAGUAACUGAAUUUUUCUUCUUCUUUCUUCGUUUUGGGUUUAGAACCAACUUUCUUCAAACCCAAUACUGGGAAACUGGGAAUUGUUUUGUAUUUGUAGAACCUUAUUCAUCUUGUUGUUGUACACUGACAAGAUUCGGUCGGCUUUGUACUUUGAUUGAAGGAAUCUCAGUUCUUAAAUGCUUCAUUAAGCUCCCGGUACUUGGAGCAUUAUCAAGAUC
Capsella rubella is the source of this 1174-nucleotide messenger RNA. RefSeq names its product CASP-like protein 5A2. NCBI's taxonomy places the organism in Eukaryota, Viridiplantae, Streptophyta, Magnoliopsida, Brassicales, Brassicaceae. Gene Ontology annotation, cellular component: plasma membrane. The coding region runs from base 368 to 904 and encodes 178 amino acids. The transcript is spliced from 4 exons. The record is from RefSeq and is a predicted model, not a curated record.